CGGAGACAUGAAGUGGAAGUUCUUGUAUCAUAUACUAAUAUUAUAUACAGUGAUUACUUUUGGUUAUUGUUGUAAUAAGUACAACUGGAACCCUUUCUUAACGAAAACAUCACCACAUCUGGCAAUUCUAAUUUUAGCUCGGGGAGGUUCCAAAGGUGUUCAUUUAAAAAAUAUUGCCAAAGUUAAUAAUAUACCAUUAAUAAGAAUAUCAUUGGACAGUAUCAAAAACGUAAAUUUCGUUCAUUCAGUCUGGGUAUCAACCGAUCACAUAAAUAUUUUUCAAGAAGCCGAGGAAGUUUGAAGAUUCGGUCAAAUUGAGUCACAUCACAUGUACUCCAGAAGGAAAGGGGAUAUGGAAGAUGCAGCUCAAUAAGGGCAUAAUCGGGGGAUGGAUAAGGUCAGUUCUUUGGAAACUUUAGUUUUAGAAACGUUGAGACAGAGAAUAUUAGAGUCGCACCAUGAUUUGAGGGUGAUUAGGUCACUCGAUAUGGUCCUAGAAGUGCCAUGAGAAACUAUAAAUUAGGUAUUACAAGUUGAAAAAGUUUACAAUUACAUCACUACUUUCGUCAUUUAAAAUCUACCAUCAGGAUUGUUGUAUAAAGUAAAUUUGCGAAAUAAUAAAUUUGUUUAAGAAAUGUAAUUUUAAGCUUGUAGGUAAACCAGGUUACUUUACAACGUUCCUUUUCUAGAAAACGUAAAUAUUCACUGGAGAUCCGCAUAUACUGCGACGGAUACAGCUACAUCGCUAGUU
Molecule: messenger RNA, 751 nt
Organism: Diorhabda sublineata
Lineage: Eukaryota; Metazoa; Arthropoda; Insecta; Coleoptera; Chrysomelidae
Gene: Csas
Product: N-acylneuraminate cytidylyltransferase
Exons: 3
Coding region: 8-301 (97 amino acids)
Molecular function (GO): N-acylneuraminate cytidylyltransferase activity
Source: RefSeq, a predicted model, not a curated record